AUGAUAGGUAACUUCCAUGCUGAUACUAUCGAUGAAGACGAGGUCCUCGCUCAUUUCCUCGAAUUAGAGAUCCUCUCCAAUGCCCCGCUGUCACAGGACGAUGGAGAGAAGAAGGCUGCGGAGUCAAUUGAAUCAAAGCGGCCAUUGAAGAAGCCCUGGGAUGAGGAGAUAGAGGGGUACAGUAGCAGGUGGCCUCCAAGCCCAAUUGAAAAUGGCAUCUUCGGCGAAAUACUUCCUGAGCUUUACCAUCACAUCCUUAAAUUCCUCUCAUCUGAGAAUUUGAUUGCUUGCUCUCGUGUUUGCCGAUUCAUGAAUUUUGUGACGUCCGAUGAAUGCCUCUAG
Molecule: messenger RNA, 342 nt
Organism: Dioscorea cayenensis subsp. rotundata (Guinea yam)
Lineage: Eukaryota; Viridiplantae; Streptophyta; Magnoliopsida; Dioscoreales; Dioscoreaceae
Product: F-box protein SKIP31-like
Exons: 1
Coding region: 1-342 (113 amino acids)
Molecular function (GO): protein binding
Source: RefSeq, a predicted model, not a curated record